This is a messenger RNA of Myzus persicae (green peach aphid), 2245 nucleotides long. RefSeq names its product palmitoleoyl-protein carboxylesterase NOTUM (gene Notum). Bases 427 to 2049 code for a protein of 540 amino acids. The record is from RefSeq and is a predicted model, not a curated record. The transcript is spliced from 12 exons. Gene Ontology annotation, molecular function: hydrolase activity. NCBI's taxonomy places the organism in Eukaryota, Metazoa, Arthropoda, Insecta, Hemiptera, Aphididae.
CGCGGUAUACCAGUUCGAACCAGACGUCCGCGUGUUCCAGUGGUCCGCUGGCGUUCACGACCUAUCCGUCUUAUUACAUUAUUAUUAAUAUAUCAAUUUUGAACACACCGACCGUGACUCUUUAUACUAUUCUUUACGACCGAACGCUUAUUUAAUAAUAAUAUUAUUAUUAUUAUUAUUAUAAUUAUUACUUGCAUUAUUUUUUUUUUUCACAUUUAUAUUCGGCGAUCUGCAACGCGUAUACAGUUGUCAACUUUGAUUUAAAAUAAUUUUAUACGAUAGCAAAAGUGCGCCGUUUUUUGUUUUUUUUUUUUGGUUUUAUUCCAUCCCGAAGAUAUUCCGAUUUUCAACUACACCUGACCGUUGCGACACGCCACGAGCACGUGCCUGUUUUCCGGAUGCUUAAAUGAGAACCAUCGCUCACACAUGGAUAUCACGCAAAUAUUACUCUUUUUAUCAGCCGUUUUCCUAACCUGUGGACUGAUCGGCGCCCAAGAUGACUCGUCAUUGACGUACCGAGUGUCUGCCGAGCGAAUUGUACAGGAUACCAGUAAUUAUGUGGAAACCCGGAGUGCGGAGCAAAAGUUUUUGAAAAAGUACAUGUUAUCUCCUGAUGUGACAUGCAACGAUGGAUCUCCAGCAGGGUUUUACGUGCGCCAUUCAAACUAUAGUAAAACAUGGAUAGUGUUUCUCGAAGAGGGCUGGUGUUGUUACGACAAACAAAGUUGCGACGAACGUUGGUCGCGGGCCGAAUACCUCAUGUCAUCGAAAGAAUGGCCCGAAACUCGAACAGGCGGAGGAAUAUUGUCCAAUAAUGCGGCUGAAAAUCCUUACUGGUGGCAGGCAAAUCACGUUUUCGUGCCGUAUUGUACUAGUGAUAUAUGGACAGGUCGGAGAGCAGAACCACAACAUGGAUCGAAAUUCACUUUUAUGGGCUCCAUAGUGAUUAAGCAAGUCAUCAGAGAGCUAUUAACUAUAGGUUUGGCCAAUGCCAAUGCUCUCAUACUCUCUGGAAGCAGUGCUGGGGGUGUCGGAGUCAUGUUGAAUCUGGAUCCCAUUCAAAAGAUGUUGAGACAGUACAGCGGCAUGUCGGUCCACGGUAUCACGGACUCCGGUUGGUUCAUGGACCAGCAGCCGUACGAUAUUGAGGACGAAGGUGGUUCGUCGGCGUCACCAGUCGAAGCCGUGAAACUAGGCAUCCCUUACUGGCACAGCCAGAUACCAUCCAGGUGUCGGAACCUCUACAUCAACGAGCCUUCCAAGUGUUUUAUCGGUUACAAGAUUUAUCCUACAUUAUCGGUCCCGCUGUUCGUAUUUCAAUGGCUUUACGACGAGUUCCAGCUGAAGAACGAUGUCGGCACUCCGGUCACCAAACAGCAAUGGGACUACAUACACAAGAUGGGCGAAAGGCUACGAAAAUCAUUACUCAACGUCACGUCGGUGUUCGCCCCGUCUUGUGUUUCCCAUACGGUGCUCACGAAGAAGGACUGGAAGAACAUCAAGAUCGACUCGGUGUCCCUCCCUACGGCAUUGCACUGUUGGCAGACUGAGACGAGAUUCGCGAAGAUGAACGGCAACGGCAACGGAAACAACAAUCAUUAUAAUAAUAACAACAGCAACAAGUCUAGACCAGGCCGGGCAAACGGAAACGGAAACGGCAAUCGCGGUGCGGGUGCCCACAACAAGAGGCUGACGAAAGUCGACAGGCAGACGGUGACCGAUAACGCGACCAAGAAGAAACAGAACAAGAUGCAUCGCAACGAUCAUCGAUCUGGAGCAUUGGUUCAUAAGAAACGCAGACGUCACCACAAAAAUCACGGGAGCUGCAGACACCAGCACAUUCAGAGCUGCACUUGGCCGCAAUGCAACAACUCGUGUCCAAAACUUCAAAAUCCUGCAACGGGCGAAGAAGUGGACUUCAUCGAGCUGUUGCAGUCAUUUGGGGUGAAUAUACCAAACCUUUCGUCCGAGCUGGGAAUCGACAUGGAAUCGCUGGUACACAUGGACCAGGAUGAGCUGCUGAACCUGCUCACACAACAGUCCAAUUAAACCGAUACGAUUAUCAUCAUAGUUUGGGGAGGGAGGGGUUAACAGUAGGUCGGGGGAAAGGGUGUGCAUUAUGAUGAGGGAUAAGGGAUGGGUCGACGCGGGAUUUAAAAAAUAAUAAUAUUUAUUGGGGGUGUUUUGUGUCUGGGUUUUACUGGAACGCGUCAAAUUUUACCAAAAAAAAAAAAAAAAUAUAUAC